Molecule: messenger RNA, 7156 nt
Organism: Nerophis lumbriciformis (worm pipefish)
Lineage: Eukaryota; Metazoa; Chordata; Actinopteri; Syngnathiformes; Syngnathidae
Gene: rai1
Product: retinoic acid induced 1
Biological process (GO): regulation of transcription by RNA polymerase II; circadian regulation of gene expression
Cellular component (GO): nucleus
Source: RefSeq, a predicted model, not a curated record
CCACGCCCCCGCCGCCCCUCAUUCCUCGUCCUGCAUGCGCUCAACAUGGCAGGAGACUUGCAGAGGUGGGUGGGGGCGAGCUACAGAGCAGGAGAGAGAGAGAGGGAGAGAGAGUGAGGGAGGCAGGCUGCUGCUGUCAGGCAACAUUGGUGCCAUUUCCAGCAUUCGCAGGGGUUGAAGCGAUCGAGCUUCCGCCGCUUGACGCUCGGCUCGGCUCGCCACAGCCUCGCCAUCUACGCGGGAGGACGGGUGAGGGAAGGACACAAGCAGGAGGGCACGGCUCACCGCUCAUCAGGCACCCUUACCCCCUUCCCCUCUUUGCCAUCUCACCUCCCCCCUACCUGUUGUGCUGACAGACGAAGCAAGUCAUGCAGUCCUUCCGUGAGCGCACUGCUGGCGGUUACCACAACAACCAACCCUGCUACCAGCAGGAGCCCCACGAAUUAUCACGCCUGGAGACGUACCGACAACACCCGCAUCAUGCCCACACUCAACUACCCCACCCGGGCCCUGGUCCCCAUCCAAGCCCGGGCCCGGGGCCUUUGAGGGCAGCCUAUGAGGCUCGUUCACUGGUCAACACUGCAAGUAUGUCUGCAGCUACAGGAGCGGUAACAGGAGGAGCACCUAAGGACUGUUACAGCCAACAGCAAGCCUACCCUGGCUACCUGGGAAAUGGUGGAGUGAUUGGAAAUGGAGGUUCCACACCCUUACAAAUAAAGAAACCUUUCAGAGGAAGCAAAAUUCAUCCUCCAAAUUCCAGUCUACAAAGUCAUGGGAACUACAGUAACCACAUGGGCACUGGAGCCUACUCAGCUCAGUACAUGAGCGGGGGCCAACUCCAGCAGAAAUGGGAGGAGACGGCUCAGAUGACACAGUAUGAGCAAGAGAUGGUUGGGCGGAUAGAAACUGGCGGUCCCUCAGCCCCUAACACUUCACAGUACAUGGACCAGACCUUGCUUGGUCACUCCCAGGCCCAAUGUCACCAGCCCUCCAACCCAUCUUAUUCCAGCCCCCAUCACCAGCCACACACGACAAACCCUUCCCCCUCUUCGUUAAUGUACCCGCAAGGUCACCUGCACUACCCCCAACCUUCCCCCUCACCUUCAUCUUACAUAGAAAAGUGUAGCCCCAUGCCCCAUUGUUAUAAAGGCUAUACCAUGCCCCCAACCUCCCAAUAUGGUAGACAAAUAAGCAGUCACAGUAACCUGAAGCAAGCAGCCUACAGGACAUCUCAGAACAGUUACAACUACCAGCACUCAAGAGGGUAUGAGCAACAGCCCCCGAUACAACCCUUGAGCAACCCCCAGGAAGCGCACCCAAAAUACCAACACUUCAGCCAACCGCAACAAAAUUAUUGCCUUUCCGAACUCUCUGUAAGGUCCCCAGAACAGUAUUAUCAGACAUGUAGCCCCUCCUCAAGCCACUCUCCUGCACGCUCAGUAGGACGUUCCCCUUCCUACAGCUCCACCCCUUCACCAUUAAUGACCAAUCCAGAGUCAUUCCAGUACGGACAACCACCGAUGACCCCAGGGGCGGCCUCAUCAUCAUCUUCCUCUUCAACUAGCAUGCAAGAGCAAGGUGGUUCCACUGCUAUGUUGUUGCCUCCUCGCUCGCACCCUUCGCCCAAUGUUCCCCACACCACCUCCCACAGCUUCACAAACACAUUGCAGGGACCUACCAUGAAGGAGCGCUUCUCAGAGAAGUUGCUUUCAAACCCGAGCCUGUGGAGCCUGAAUGCCCUCACCUCUCAGGUAGAAAACAUAUCCAACAAUGUCCAACAGCUUCUGCUCUCAGAGGCACUGGUGGCCAACAAGAAAGCCACUAAGCGAAACAGUGGAGGAAGCAACAGCAGUUCUGGAAGCGCAGCAUCAUCCAAAAAGGGCGAGGAGUACAAAAGUUCAUACCCAGAAAGUGUCGUAAGUGGCGGCCCUAUGCAGGACCUCUACUCUACUGUACAGCAUCAGCCAAUACCUAUGGAACUACAUGAGGGAGGUUACUCCAGCAGUAGCGAUGAGCCAUUGGAGAGGGCCUACUACCAUGGAAGCCAGGGCAGGAGUCCAGCUCAGCCUACUAGCACCCAUCUUAAUGUGGACACAAUUUCUUCCUGUUCUAUGACAUCUCCAGAUGAUGUGUCCACAAGGUCUGGAGACUCAGGUUUGCACAACUUUACUCCUGACCCAAUUCGAUGUCAGUUGGUGCAAGGGGGAGAUACUACUCCGGGGAAGAGUGUUGGCGAUGAGAGGUCUCCAAUAAGCGUUACUAUAUCCAGUCCGAUGAAACAUGACAAUGACUCAUCUUUAGAUGUACAGCAUAUCAAUGAGCCUGUUAAGGAAAACUUUGAGGAAUCUGCCUGGACAGAGAAGUCAGCAGAUGCAGAGACUAAAGAACAAACAAUUGAUUAUGAAGGAGAUGUUGAUGAAGCCAAUACUAUAGAGAAAGACGAGAAAUUGUCAGAUGAUGACCAAUUCCACUACAGCGAAGUAAACAAAGAGGGGGGAGAAAAGGACUUUUGCUAUGGCGAUACUUUGUACGAAAAGGUCCAGAGAAAAUACGACCCAGAUUUACUUGAGCAGUCUCCAGCCGCUUGCUCAGAUUCCAGCCACAAUUUUGGCCAAGAGAUGAAAGAAGACGCAUACAAAUCAGAAUCUUCAGUUGCUUCUGAGAGUUCCUUGAAAACAUUGCCGUUUAUUCCUUCCAGUGACCUUGAACAGGAUCAAUACUCCACUAAAAAGGAGGAUAGCUCAGACGCCCCUCAAAUUGAGGCCUUUGAAAAGAAAAAAUCCAACAUGACCGAGAGCAGAGAAUUAAUUGAGGAAGAUGAACGGGAGGCGGAAACAGAUGAACAAGAAAAAGAGUUAGAGGAACAAAUGCAACAGCCUCGGUCACCUGCUCUAGCUGAUAAAGUGACAAAGGAACUGGAGGAGGAGGAUGACAUUAGCCAGUCUUCGACUUGUGAGCACAUAAAUAAUAGACAAGGGUUUGAGAAACCUGCGGCCGACCUUUGCAACAGGAAAGAGAAUCAAAGGGCUGAGCUCCAUAGCGACAACGAGCUUGCAGGAGUACCUGCUCAUCCGAAUGUAGCAACAGCAGCCCCAGAUGCUUCUUCAAGAGAAUCAGCCAUCGGUGACACAGCUCCGCAGCCCCAAUCUGCUAUGCCAGUCUUCUCAGCCCUCAACGAUAAAACAACAGCAACUCCAGCUCAGUCCAGGGAUCACAUUGAUCACAGUGACGCCAAAGUGCUGGAGCCAGACUCUCCUCAGCUGCCAGGAAAGUCAAUACUUCCCUCAGCCCCUUCUUGGGCAGACACACCACCUUCUCCAAAGAAAGGUGAUGAGGACAUGGAGCCGGGCAUCAGCUGUUCCAGUGCCGUGACCCCAUUUGCCAAGCCAGAGCCCAUGGCCCCAUCUGCUCAACCGAGGGCAUUUGGACGUAAGCAUGCAAGGGGGAGAAGGAGAAUGAUACAUUCAGCUGCGGCAAUCAGGCGGCAGCUAAACUUGGAAAGAGAUGAGGAAAAAGAGGAAGACCCUUUGGCUUUGCAGAAACCCUGCAGGCUUCCCAGCAAACCGAUGUUAUUCUCAGAUCAAACAGACCUCACCCAUCAGGAAUCAAUAGUGAGCCAGACACCCAAAAUGCUACCUGAAGGUUUUACUUCCAGAAUGUGUACACGAUCAUUCAAUGCAGCUGACCUACCAUCCAAAGUAGGGGCUCAAUUGAAGAGGAAAGCAAGCCCAAAACCUGGGCCCAAACCAGAACAAAAAAAUGGAUCUAAACCAGGUCCUAAACCUAGUCUAAAGCCUGGACCUAAGCCUGGGCCAAAACCAGGACCUAAACCAGGACCAAAGGCUGUGUCAUGCACGGCAGAUCCACCAGAGACUACAGGGAAACGAAAACCAGGGCCAAAGCCUAGUUUAAAGCUUGGAUCGAAACCUGGCCCCAAACCGGUUUCUAAACCGUGUCCAAAACCAGGACCAAAGCCUGUACUCAAGUCUGCAGAUGUUUUGCCACCUGCUGAAAACCUAUCUGUCAAAGCCCCCACUGGUUGUCCCAAAGGUUCAAUUUCUAAAGCAAAGCAGUUACAACAGGAAGAUAUAAGUCAUUAUUUAAAAGAACCACAAGUCAGGGGAAAGAAAAACAUCAAGCCUACGGUAUCACAAAUACACCAGGAAGAAAAUUCCCCAAAUUACAUUAAAGCACAAGAAAAUGAAAACAAGAACAUGAUCUUGAGGUCAAGGAAGCCCUUACAGGCAACAUCAUUGAAAGUGAAGGAAAAAAUCAUAGACAAAAAAAGUCUAACCCCAGUGGUAACAGAAAUUGAAAAUGUCGAUAUUUGUCUGAAACGAGGGGAAUGUUUAAGUGUGCAACAAACUCCAGAUAUUGUCAGAAAGAUAGAUCCAACUCCAGAAGAACACACCCAAUCAGUUCUAUGUGAAAAUAAAGAAGAAAUUACAAAAUGUCAGUCAUCCAUGGACAUUUCAACCAUACCUGUAAAGAAGAAAAGGGGUCCAAAGCCUAAACCAAAACAACUGCAACUUCAAACAGCGCUGGUGGAACAAGUUGUCUCCACACUUAAAGAGGAGGAUGUUCAAGGGCCCCCAAAAAAGAGAAGACCACCCACAAAGGAAUCCGAGGUGCACCACCCACCCAAAGACAUCCCCCCUAAUGUCAAUGAAGCUGAUACUAAUGACGUGCCUGUAGUGGCUCAACAAUGCCCAACUAAAACAAAAGUUCUACCUCCACGGAAAGGCCGAGGACAGAAAUAUGAGGCGAUGGUGCAGAAAAUCACAUCGCCUAGCUCAAAGAAAUACCUCCAAACUUCACAGAUCGAAAUCAAUCUCAUUGACGAGGCAACAACAAAGGACUUUGCGUUCCAGAGUUUUAAAGAGGGGGAGACUUGCAUUCCUGUUAAUGGGACUGAAAUGAUGGAAAGUGAAGAGAAAAGCAGACAAGAACCCCUGAAACUUCUAGAAGGGGCCCAGAAAAAAGAGGUCAAACAAGAGACUGAGAAACAGGAAAUGAGUCAAGAUGCAUCAUUACCAGACAAGUUGAGUGACACAGUAGUUGAGGAGGCUAUUACUAGUAAUGAGACAAUACAAGAAAACCAUAAACAAGGGACAGUGCAGAAUAUCAGAAGCCAAAUGGAGGCUCAAGUAGAUCUCGGCCGUCGAGAAGAAUGGACCCAACAGGCACAAGCACUUCUAUCUGCAGAUGUAUCUAUGACUAAGUCCCCCAAAAGGAAGCGAUGGGCAAUGGUGGAAAGUACAGACGCUUCGGUUGUUGCUUUGGAAGCAGACAACCUAAUAAUCACCACACCAAGACUUGCCAAGCAGAAAGCCAUCAAAAACAACCACGAGAUGCACCUAAAGCAAAAGAGGAAGCAAAAAGGUCCUCUUCCACCAGAAGAAACCAAGGCAGCCAAGGAGAUCAAAGUUGAAACUGUAGAGGAGGCUGUAGAGGAGGCGAUAGCAUACUCAGAGUCCACACUGCCAUUUAGUCCUAAUGAUAUCAAAGAAUGCCCCGACAUUGGCAGCACAGAUGUCGUUCAGAAAUCCAGAAGAGGGAGAAAGCCAUUCAAAAAUCCAGCUAAUCAGAAGCGGGGAAAAGCCUCAUCUGAGAAGAUUUCUGACAAGCCGGUGAAAGUCUACAAAAAGCCUGGGCCAAAACCCGGAAUGAAGGAUGCUUUGGAGGUCAUUGAGGCGGUGGUAAGGGCUGCUGGGUGUGAACAUGCUCAAAAAGAGGAAAAGGGACAACAUGAGAACGAAGUCGGAAUGUGUGAAGCAAAGGACAAUGACUCUCUACCAAGUCCAGUGGUGACGAUAUCAGAGACACAGAGUGAAGCUAUUUUUGUGAAGAGAAUCCGAAACAAGCCAAUUCAGCAACACCCUAUGUCUUUCUGUCCUUAUGUGCGGAUCAACAACUCCAGAGACUUUUCCUCUUGGUGUGCCAUAGUCAACAAGCCUGAAGAGGCACAGGUUUUUCAGAGGCGUCGAAAAAAGGGGAUUCUCCGAAUGAGGAAUCCUUACACAGUUGCAAAGAUAUCGCCGCACACAGCUGCCAUGCUGCAAGGACCCUCGGUCAAUACAUAUCUUAGUGGUAGGCAUCUUACAUGCUGCCUGUGUGGAAAGCCGGCAAACUACAGAGAUCUGGGCGAUUUGUGUGGCCCGUAUUACUCAGAAGAUGAAGUUCCUCGGAAAACGUUGACCAAAGAACCCGUCAAGAAAAUUCCAGAGAACCACGAAGAAGUUAGCGCUGGUGAAGAACCAGGCUCUUCCUCACAGACCGAAGAGAAAGAAGGCAACACAGAGGAAUCACCACAAGAAAGUAGUAGCAACAGGCAUCGUCACUGGUCGUACAGACGAGCCGGAAAAAGAGAAGGAACAUGUCGGGAGGGUGUUCCUCGAAGAAUAACACUCAGAGAGAGGCUAAGGAGGAUGAAGCAGCUCCAGGCUGGCCUUUCCAACGUUCAAGAGGGCUCGUUCCAAAGGCUCCAACAGGAAGCAGAGGCACGGGAGCACUGGGCGCAUGAAAACUGUGCUAUCUGGACCAAGGGGGUGAUUAUGGUGUCUGGGAGGUUAUACGGACUCAAAGAGGCUGCCAAUAACUCUACACUAACGAACUGCUACAAGUGCCAGAUUGCAGGGGCGUCCCUCAGUUGCUGUUGGAGGAGCUGCUCUCGUAAAUACCACUAUGCCUGCGCCAAAGAGACAGGUUGCACAUUCCAUGAAGACGACUUCUCCAUCAAAUGUCCCAAACAUGAGGAUUUGUAAGACCUCCCAGUGGACCACCAGGGACCUUCUCACAAGCCGGUUCAACGCUGUCCCAACAGCCAUCUAAUCUUAUUUUUUAAAGAACGGCUGUGACGAAGAGACUCGCGCUCUGGGGUGGCCCCCCCCACUGAAGUACAGGUACUCUGGAGAGCGUUCUGGACCGGACCCCCAGGAAGGAGAAGUGGGACGCACUUGUGGCGAAGAAGAGCAUCAUCGGGCUGUUUUGAAAUGCAGAGUGAGGAGCGUGUGCUCGCUAUCGUAGUCUCACACCUGGCUGACAGGGACUGGACGGCCGCAUCCAUCUGUCCACCUUGUCUGCAGGCCAAGAGACGUGUGUGUGUGUGUGUGUGUGUGUGUGUGUGUGUGUGUGUGUGUGUGUGUGUGUGUUCUUG